Messenger RNA from Coffea eugenioides, 2212 nucleotides. Its product is annotated as FGGY carbohydrate kinase domain-containing protein. NCBI's taxonomy places the organism in Eukaryota, Viridiplantae, Streptophyta, Magnoliopsida, Gentianales, Rubiaceae. Gene Ontology annotation, biological process: carbohydrate metabolic process. The transcript has 15 exons. Gene Ontology annotation, molecular function: phosphotransferase activity, alcohol group as acceptor; kinase activity. The record is from RefSeq and is a predicted model, not a curated record. Bases 171 to 2015 code for a protein of 614 amino acids.
GAGAUGAUCAAGAAUGAGCAGAGUUUUUGAUGGACAUUAAUCUCACAUCAAAAUUCAAAAUUCCGGUUUAGAUUUCCAUUAAAUUGUAAAACACUGUUAGAAUUUGGAUAGAUAACUAGAAAUUACCUCCGAUAGCAACAAUUAAUACGGUGUUUGGAUGGCAAUAUAAAAUGUCUGGCCCAAGACAUUCAUAUUCUGAUACCACACCACUCUUAAAACAACAUCAUCACGACGACGACCAUCACCACCACCACCGCUUCUCUUCUCAUCCUGCCGCCAUCGAAAUGACCACACCUCCUCCGCCUCGCCGCUCAGUCUACCUUGGCGUCGAUGUUGGCACCGGGAGUGCUCGCGCAGGACUCUUCGACGGGGAUGGCAAACUUUUGGGUUCUGCCAGUAGCCCAAUUCAGAUUUGGAAAGAAGGUGACUGCAUCGAGCAAUCUUCAACUGAUAUUUGGCUUGCCGUCUGCACUGCUGUAAAAGCAGCAUGCUCCCUUGCAAAUGUUGCCGGGGAAGAAGUAACAAGUUUGGGAUUUGCUGCCACUUGUUCCCUUGUUGCUGUGGAUUCUGAUGGUGAGCCGGUAUCAGUUUCUUGGAGUGGUGAUACUAGGAGGAAUAUCAUAGUUUGGAUGGACCAUAGAGCAGUAAAGCAAGCUGAACGGAUAAAUUCCUCCAACUCACCUGUUUUGCAGUAUUGUGGUGGAGCUGUAUUUCCAGAAAUGGAACCACCAAAGCUUUUGUGGGUGAAAGAUAAUCUGAAAGAAUCUUGGUCAAUGGCAUUUCGUUGGAUGGACCUUAGUGAUUGGUUGUCUUAUAAAGCAACAGGAGAUGACACUAGGAGCUUGUGCUCUACUGUUUGCAAAUGGACCUAUCUGGGUCAUGCACACAUGCAUCAAGCCUCUGAAGAAGACUCUCGGGACAUGGAAGCUUGUGGAUGGGAUGAUCAAUUCUGGGAGGAGAUUGGUUUAGGUGAUCUUGUUGAUGGCCAUCAUGCCAAGAUAGGACGGAGUGUAGCUUUCCCUGGUCAUGCUCUGGGUUGUGGUUUAACACCAGAUUCUGCAAAGGAAUUGGGCCUUCUGGCUGGGACACCUGUGGGUACUUCAAUGAUAGAUGCCCAUGCUGGUGGUGUUGGUGUGAUGGAAAGCAAGGCUGGUUCAGAUCCUGAAUCAAAAGAGACUGAUGUGGAAGCUAUAUGUCGUCGCAUGGUGUUAGUAUGUGGAACAUCCACUUGCCAUAUGGCAGUGUCACAUACAAAACUGUUCAUUCCAGGAGUCUGGGGACCAUUUUGGUCUGGUAUGGUGCCUGAGUAUUGGCUCACUGAGGGCGGCCAGAGUGCCACAGGGGCAUUAUUGGAUUAUGUAAUUGAAAAUCAUGUUGCCUCACCCCACCUUGUAAAAUCUGCCGCUUCACGAAGAAUCUCAAUUUUCGAGCUGUUGAAUGAGAUACUGGAGACAAUGAGGCAUGAGCUGGGUUCUCCAUUUCUUGCUGCUUUGACUAAUGAUACACAUGUUCUUCCCGACUUUCAUGGUAACAGAUCUCCCAUUGCAGACCCUAAAUCGAAAGGAAUGCUGUGUGGCUUAACUCUUGACACUAGUGAAAAACAACUAGCUCUUCUAUACCUUGCCACAGUACAAGCUAUUGCAUAUGGCACACGUCACAUUGUAGAGCACUGCAAUGCCCAUGGACACAAAGUUGAUACAUUGCUCGCUUGUGGAGGACUUGCAAAGAACCCGCUUUAUAUCCAAGAACAUGCAGAUAUAAUCGGUUAUCCUAUAAUUUUACCACGGGAAAAUGAAUCAGUGCUUUUGGGAGCUGCAAUUCUGGGGGCUGUUGCCUCGAAGAAAUACACUACAAUCCGACACGCGAUGAAGGCAUUGAAUGCAGCUGGUCAGGUUGUCUACCCUUCCCAAGAUCCUAAGGUGAAGAAUUACCAUAAUGCUAAAUAUCAUAUCUUCCGUGGACUUUAUGAGCAACAACUGGAGCAUCGUUCAAUCAUGGCUAAAGCUUUAGCAUAGGAGGCAUUUUCGUCGCAGCUACAAAAAGUCCAAGCAACAUGUUAUAGAGAAGCAAAUCAGGUAGAUGAAGGCAACUUCGAUUUAUAAAUGGUACUUUCUAUUUGUAAACCGUAGUGGAGUGAUAUGCCUCAAUAUAUCUCUCAGCCUUUUGGAUGGCAUGAAAUUUAAGAAAGCUAUACUGUUACAGGUCUUUUGGA